Messenger RNA from Athene cunicularia (burrowing owl), 6606 nucleotides. It is a transcript of the gene PRDM11, whose product is annotated as PR/SET domain 11. Bases 1 to 3555 code for a protein of 1184 amino acids. Lineage: Eukaryota; Metazoa; Chordata; Aves; Strigiformes; Strigidae. Gene Ontology annotation, molecular function: protein binding. The transcript has 7 exons. The record is from RefSeq and is a predicted model, not a curated record.
AUGAGUGAAAACUUGAAAGACUGUUUGAUCCAGACCCAGGCUUCCUUAGGGGAGAUGGUGACGAUAAAAACAGAGGCCUGCUCUCCGCACCGGGACCAGGAGUAUGGACAGCCUUGCUCUGGAAGGCCUGACCCCCAGUCCAUGGAGGUGGAGCCCAAGAAACUGAAAGGGAAACGGGAUUUGAUCAUGACCAAGAGCUUUCAGCAAGUGGAUUUCUGGUUCUGCGAGUCCUGCCAGGAGUACUUCGUGGAUGAGUGCCCAAACCACGGUCCCCCAGUGUUCGUGUCUGACACCCCAGUGCCCGUUGGCAUCCCUGACCGGGCAGCGCUGACCAUUCCGCCUGGAAUGGAGGUGGUGAAAGAGCCCAACGGGGAGAACGACGUGCGCUGCAUGAACGAGGUGAUCCCCAAAGGUCACAUCUUCGGGCCAUACGAGGGGCAGAUCUCUAGCCAGGACAAGUCUGCAGGAUUCUUUUCGUGGCUGAUCGUUGAUAAGAACAACCGCUACAAAUCCAUCGAUGGGACGGAUGAAACCAAAGCAAACUGGAUGAGGUAUGUGAUCAUCUCCCGGGAGGAGAGGGAGCAGAACCUGAUGGCCUUCCAGCACAGCGAGAGGAUAUACUUCCGUGCCUGCCGUGACAUCCACCCUGGGGAGAAGCUGCGGGUCUGGUAUAGCGAGGAUUACAUGAAACGGUUGCAUAGUAUGUCCCAGGAGACCAUCAACAGAAAUUUCACAAGCGGAGACAAAAAGUUGCAGAGGGAAAAGUCAGAAAAGAAUGUGGAAAAUCAAGAGGACAUGAGGGGACCGCUCCAGCUCGCCACCUUAAAGCAAGGAAAGAGCCCCUACAAGCGCAGUUAUGACGAGGGGGAAUCUCACCCCCAAACAAAGAAAAAAAAGAUUGACCUCAUCUUCAAAGAUGUCCUGGAGGCUUCCUUGGAGUCUGCCAAAUUUGAAGAGAACCAGUUAGCAACGAGUACGCCGUUUUCCAUCAGAAAAGCUUCUAAAUACCAGGCUGAAGACAUCUUUGAGAGGUGUGGCGGUGCCAUGCAGCACAGCUCUCUGAAUCUCAGCAGAAACCGGAGCGAGGGGGAAUGGAAAGUCCCCCACAGUUCCUCUUUCAGCUCAGCCAAAGAGAUUGGCAUCCUUGAAGAUGAGGAAGAAGAGCCCCUGUCACUCAAAGCAGACAGCCCGCCCGAGCUAUCACUGGCCUCUGCACAAGGCAACUCCCACGAAAUCCCCACCACCUCCUUCUGCCCCAACUGCAUCCGGCUGAAGAAGAAGAUCCGGGAGCUGCAGGCCGAGUUAGACAUGCUGAGAUCUGGGAAGUUACCCGAGCCACCUGUGCUACCGCCCCAGGUACCCGAGCUCCAAGAGUUCUCAGACCCCACAGCUUCAGAAAGCAUCAUCUCUGUUCCCACCAUGAUGGAGGAUGAUGACCAAGAGGUGGAUUCUGCCGAUGAAUCAGUUUCCAAUGACAUGAUUGCUGCUACAGAUGAGCCUUCCAAGAUGUCUUCUGCGACGGGCCGGAGGAUACGGCGGUUCAAGCAAGAGUGGCUUAAAAAGUUUUGGUUUCUGCGGUACUCCCCAACACUGAAUGAAAUGUGGUGCCAUGUCUGUAGGCAGUACACAGUGCAAUCCUCUCGGACUUCAGCCUUCAUCAUUGGCUCAAAGCAGUUCAAAAUACACACGAUAAAGCUUCACAGCCAGAGCAACCUCCACAAGAAGUGCCUGCAGCUUUACAAGCUUAGGAUGCACCCAGAGAAGACAGAAGAGAUGUGCCGAAAUAUGACCCUGCUCUUCAAUACAGCCUACCACUUGGCCCUGGAGGGCAGGCCCUACUACGACUUUCGGCCUCUGGCAGAACUACUGAGAAAGUGUGAACUCAAGGUGGUGGAUCAGUACAUGAACGAGGGAGACUGCCAAAUCUUAAUCCACCAUAUCGCCCGGGCUCUUCGAGAGGACCUGGUUGAACGCAUCCGACAGUCUCCCUUCCUCAGCAUCAUUCUGGACGGGCAGAGCGACGACUUGCUGGCAGACACGGUUGCGGUUUAUGUGCAGUACACGAGCAGCGAUGGGCCUCCGGCAACCGAAUUCCUGUCUCUUCAGGAACUGGGCUUUUCUACAACAGACAGUUACCUCCAAGCAUUAGACAGGGCUUUUUCCAGCCUGGGAAUACGAUUGCAGGAUGAGAAGCCAACUAUUGGCUUAGGAGUUGAUGGUGCUAACAUUACCGCCAGCCUGAGAGCCAACUUGUUCAUGACAAUCAGAAAGACCUUGCCCUGGCUUCUUUGCCUGCCCUUUAUGGUGCACAGGCCUCACUUGGAAAUUUUGGAUGCAAUCAGUGGGAAGGAGCUUCCGUGCUUGGAGGAGCUAGAAAACAAUUUGAAGCAACUGCUCAGUUUCUAUCGUUACUCUCCCCGACUCAUGUGCGAGUUGAGGGUCACUGCUGCCACGCUGUGUGAGGAGACGGAGUUCUUGGGGGACAUUCGAGCAGUGAAGUGGAUCAUUGGGGAGCAGAAUGUGCUCAAUGCUCUAAUCAAGGAUUACCUUGAGGUUGUAGCCCAUCUCAAAGAUGUCAGCGGCCAGACCCAAAGGGCGGAUGCUUCUGCCAUUGCCUUGGCCCUCCUGCAGUUCCUGAUGGACUACCAGUCUAUUAAACUCAUCUACUUCCUGCUGGAUGUGAUUGCUGUGCUUUCACGCCUCGCCUACGUCUUCCAAGGGGAGUACCUUCUUGUGUCGCAGGUGGACGAUAAAAUAGAGGAGGCCAUCCAGGAGAUCAGCCGGCUAGCAGAUUCACCCGGGGAAUACUUGCAGGAGUUUGAGGAAAACUUCCGUGAAAGCUUUAAUGGCAUUGCUGUGAAAAACCUUCGGGUGGCUGAAGCCAAAUUCCAGUCGAUCAGAGAAAAGAUCUGCCAGAAGACCCAGGUGAUCCUAGCCCAAAGGUUUGAUUCCCGUAGCCGGACAUUUGUGAAGGCCUGUCAGGUAUUUGACCUUGCAGCUUGGCCCAGAAGCACUGAUGAGCUCAUGAGCUAUGGGAAAGAGGAUAUGGUACAAAUAUUUGAACACCUGGAGACGGUCCCAUCAUUUUCCAGAGAGGUUUGCAGAGAGGGCAUGGACACCCGAGGGAGUCUGCUGAUGGAGUGGCGAGAACUUAAGGUGGAUUAUUAUACCAAAAAUGGUUUUAAAGACUUGCUCAGUCACAUUUGUAAAUACAAACAGAGAUUCCCCCUCUUAAAUAAAAUAGUUCAGAUCCUCAAAGUCCUUCCCACCUCAUCGGCCUGCUGUGAGAAGGGGCGCAACGCCCUGCAGAGAGUGCGCAAAAACAACCGCUCUCGGCUCACACUGGAGCAGCUCAGUGAUCUUUUGACGAUUGCUGUUAACGGGCCGCCCAUUGCCAACUUCGAUUGCAAAAGGGCACUAGAUAGUUGGUUCGAGGAGAAGUCGGGCAAUAGUUACGCGCUGUCAGCCGAAAUGCUGAGCAGGAUGUCGUCUCUUGAUCAGAAGCCGAUGUUGCAGAGCAUGGACCAUGGCUCUGAGUUUUACCCCGAUAUUUAGGAAGGAAUGCCUCAGAUCAGAAAGCUGUUGAAUAAUUUUUGUAAUCUAUACUCUAAACUUUGAUAUAUUAUAUAAAAUAUAUAUAUAUAUUAUAUAUAUUAAGGAAAAACCCACACUGAAAAUUUAAAAGUUAAGACGAUGUGCGUCUGAUAGAAGCUAAGCAGAAUUUUAAAGAUUGAGACAAUGUUUAGACAUUUACUGGUGUCUCCAACCAUGGCAGCUGCAGUGUAGGUGGCAACAUUUCAUUCUUUAGAAGCAUGUGCUGGGGCCAUACUCUACAUGUUCAAACCUAAUGAUCUAUAAGCUAGACAACGGGUCUUUGUCAGCCUCAUUCUCCCGGCAGUUUCCUUUGUAUGUGUGUUGUCAGUUUGUUGGGUUGGUUUUUGUGUUGUUUUGGUUUGGGUUUGUUUGUUUGUUUGUUUGUUUUUUUCCCCUUGGUUUUAAUCUCUGCCUCUCUUUCUGUUGUUCAGUCCAGUUAUUGAGCCAUUUGAGCCUUUUGUUGACGACCGUCAGAUUUCUGAUUUCCGAUAGAGCAUCCCGUGCGUUUAUGUUGCCCCCAGCUCUCCAGCUCCACCCAGUUCUCUUCACUUGAGUGGGAGCUUUCUUCACUCGCAGAGAUUACUGGCAGGAGAGAAAGGCUGGGGACAUGGGUUUAGGUUUUUCUUCUGUUUUAGAAACAAAUGCCUCCACUAAACUGUGAUGCCCCUUUCUCAGCUCUCCCUACUUUUGGGCUGUAGAGUAAUACUUGGCUUUCAGCUCCUUUUAUGAUAAACGUAGUACCAGUCUAUCAUACAUAUAUUAUAACAUGAUGUCAUGUGCAGACUAUAAAAUAGCAAAAUAGAGAAGGCAGGGGGAAAUUUUUGCAUUUAUAUUUUUAUAUUGUAGGAGAUAAAAAUAUAUAUAUAUACAACUAUUCAUUCAAAACCAGGGCUGCUGUGGAAGCUAGACAGCCAAUGAGUCAAGAGCCAUCUCUGGGCGGAGAUUCAAAGGCUUAAAAAGUUAUAUUCUAAUUUACAUUAUUUAUACUAUGUCUUUAUAAUCCUAGAUUGUUGUGGGUUUUUUGUUUUGUUUUGUUUUGUUUUGUUUGGAAUGACUGAAAGAAAAACCUGCUGCAGUUUGGUGGCAGGAGCUAUCAAUGCAAGAUUAUCUUGGAUUAUAUUCAUGUGAUGAUGUUGUACAAAGGUUCACGUAUUCUCUUGUGACCAAGGUAACAUGUUCCACAGCACAGCAGACUGAUGACAGCAGGAAGAAGGGAUUCUCUGCUUCUUCCUGCAAAAUAUUUCUUCCUUUCUUGAAGGGAUGCGGAGUCCAGCUGAAAUGUGAUUGGGGGACUUGCACCUUCCAUCACAAAGAGAUUGUUCUGUGGGCUUGGGGUUCUUCUUUGUUUUAUUCUUUUAAAGUAAACGAGCUCCAGGCAUUCACACAAUAUCACUUCAGGUUAGAAAAGAAAAAAAAAAAAAAAAAAAAAGCAAAAAAAAAAGCAAACAAAAAACCACACAAAUGUAAAAGGUGCAAAAACUCCACAGAUGCUAGUGCCUUGCCCCGCUGAUGUGGCAUGGACAGCACCAACCUGACCAGACCAUCGUGGGGGUGAGAACCUGUUGUCCAGAAGGUGUCCGAGCUGACAUGUUCUCACUUCCCAGAGGGACGAGCUUUGUGCCAAGCUGUGUUGUUUGGAAACAUGAUGGUGGUAUCAGCAACACUGAACCUUUCCUUUCUCCUGUUACCCCCCUGCCCUUGGUCUUGGUGCUAAGAUAUCUCUAGAACCGUUGCUGCUAGUUGAUAGCUUUUCAUUUAUAUAAAUAUAUAUAUAUAUAUAUAAUAUUAUUUUAUUUUUUAAACUUUUUUGUUCGUUUUCAAUGGAGAUGUAGCAUGUUUGGAACCGAUCUCUCUCGGAGUCACUUUCACUGCCAGGGUUCACGCACUGUCUUCCCUAGGAAAACACGCACUUCUACCCAGGUCUCGCUCACCUCCUGCUAACCCCUUUGCCCUCAGCAGAGCUACACGGCCAGUGCCGGGCAGAGGUGUGCAGCCAAGCCGCUCCCUGCUGCCUCACCUUUCGGACCCCGUGGGAACAGCUAGGCAUGCGUCGGUCAGAGUUUCAGAAGUGUUUCCCCGCUGUCCCUACGGGACUGAGAACGGACUGAGCCAGCCCGAAGCACUCGCGGUGCCCAGUCCUUGCGUCCUGACUCUGCCCCUUUUGCCGUAGAACAGGGCUCUUCGGCCAGGUGGCCCGAGGGGAGCAGAGUGGACCCUGCGAAUGUAGUGGCGAGGGCUGGGCAGGCGGCGUACCCUCCAUAGCACUUACUCCAUGUCCCCUCUGCCUUAACUCAGGUGGCUUGUGCGGCCUGUGGGCUGGCUCGGGCAGGAGCAGGCACCUGCACCGGGGUGAGGAGAUCAGCUUUUCCCGGCAGUCCUCACGGGAGUGUUGUGAGCUAGGUCAGGGCAUCGCGCCGCCGCAGUGCAGGAGCAUCAGUACACAACACCUAGCAAGCAAAAAAAUGGCUUUGUUAGCAUUUUUUCCUGUCUUUCCCAAUAAGUGAUGUGAUCAAAUUGACCCAUUCAUCUAGAUGAGUGAAAAUUAAACUGGGAACUGUCUGCCAGCUUGGGCGGUUAUUUGCCAGACUGUAAAACAGGGAUCUCUCCCACGAGGGGCUUGUAGCCCUCCAGGCCCAGCGAGUCAGCUCUGCUCGGGGUGCUGCCACAGAGCUCACAGAGCUGCUCCCUGGCAGGCUCCCUCCUUAGGUAAAAUCCCAGGAGUUGUAAAAAGAAGAGAAAAGAGAGAUUAAUUGCUGCUCCGUUAGUCUCUGGCCUGGAGAAGGGCAAGGUGAAUGUAGAUGUUGGAGACAAGAAGUGAAUUGAUGCACCGGAGGGGAAUGGGCAGGUGGGGUAGAGUCUUCCUUGCCGAGUGUGCACAUGGCAGCAGACACAAAAGUUACAUAGUUGAUGCAAGCUGCUGUGGCUGUUGGAGAGUCUGUAAAGACAGUUUCGCUCCUCCCCUUUUUUUUUUUUUAAUUUUCCAUUGCUCAACUCUAUAGGUCUUUGUGGGGG